ACUAGCCUAGGACUACUUUGUGGGGCCUUCCUAAUUGGUACUUCCACCUUGAAAUUGAUACACUUGCGUGUAUCGACAUCAUUCACAUGGACCCCCAUUUCACUCCAAUUGUGGUAGUUCAAUGAUUCGAAAACCCAUGUCAGCUCGAGGUAUGCGAAUUUCACUUUUUUGGACUGUUGUCCACAUGCCGCAUACUCUGGAGGGCUUUUACAACGAGGUUUCCCAUACAGGGCCUAAGAGCAAAGCGAUGUGAAACAGAGCAGAGCAACAACGUAACGUCGCUGGCAAGAAAACCACUGCAGUGGGCAAUUGUGAAUUGUUGAGAAUCUGAGAUCCUGAGUGCUCUAGGCUUCAUGGAUUCUUCUCUGCAGAUCGACUUGGUUCCUUGUCUUAAUGACAAUUAUGCAUAUCUGCUUCAUGAUAUGAGUUCAGGAGUCACGGGAAUUGUGGACCCUGGUGAAGUCGGGCCUGUAGUAAGGGCUUUGGAAGCCAAGGGCUAUACUCUGGAUUUCAUAUUCAAUACUCAUCAUCAUGCCGAUCACACAGGUGGAAAUUUGGGUUUGAAGAAGAAGUAUGAUGCAAAGGUCGUGGGACCAAAGGUGGAUAAGGCUAGGAUUCCAGGAAUUGAUAUUCCUUUGAGCGAUGAGACCUGGAAGUUUGGAAAUCAUGAGUUUAGGGCCAUCUUCACUCCUGGUCAUACUCUGGGACAUGUGUGCUACUAUUUCCCAGAAUCAAAAGCUGUCUUCACGGGUGACACCUUGUUCUCUGUAGGAUGUGGAAGAGUAUUUGAAGGAACCAUGGACCAGAUGUGGAGUUCUCUCUCGACUUUAUCCUUACUGCCAGAGGAUACCAGAGCGUUCGUUGGUCAUGAAUACACUGCGUCAAAUAUAAGGUUUGCAGUGACCGUCGAACCACACAAUGAAGAUUUGCUCUCUCAACGACAGUUAGUCGAACAACUGCGUCAAAAAGGUCAACCCACGAUUCCUACUACUAUCGGACAGGAGAACAGCUUCAACCCAUUUCUGCGACCUUUCGUUGAAUCAGUGCGCCAGAGUUUGAAUAAAUCAGCUUCGGAAAAUAAUGUAGAAGUUUUUACGGCACUACGCCUCGCCAAGGACAAGUUCUAGAACGUGCACCAAGAGUCACUUGUCAGGGAGGGUUGCGUUAUACAAUAAUCUUAGACCAGAUUUUCAUCCUUGCACUGUAUUUGCAUGACAAGGACACGGAAGAACGCUGUGACCAUUCACUCAACUUCGAUCACAGAUUUGUCAUUCAAACUCAUCUUAAAUUAAUUACACCUGUAGGUCUAUUCAAUCCUGAAUCAGUAUUCUACGCUCGCACAUCUCUUGCUUGUUACCUCUUCUGUGAAUUUAACAGGUUAUUGUCCCAAUACGUUGUCAACGCCUGUUGAGAUACAACAACGACAAGUUGGAUUCCUUUCGUUGCUUCAAGUGCUCUUACAUGUACGA
Messenger RNA from Marchantia polymorpha subsp. ruderalis, 1469 nucleotides. The record is from the annotation of a GenBank genome assembly. Lineage: Eukaryota; Viridiplantae; Streptophyta; Marchantiopsida; Marchantiales; Marchantiaceae.